Messenger RNA from Purpureocillium takamizusanense, 1720 nucleotides. RefSeq lists its product as uncharacterized. Bases 427 to 1557 code for a protein of 376 amino acids. The transcript has a single exon. The record is from RefSeq and is a predicted model, not a curated record. Lineage: Eukaryota; Fungi; Ascomycota; Sordariomycetes; Hypocreales; Ophiocordycipitaceae.
UAUGUGUCAAACAAAUGCCGUCACCUCAGGUGCCGCCUGCCCUGCCGGUGCGGGGCUUGUUAGGUAGGGGCCAGUUACAAUGUUGAAAACAAGCCCUUCAGCCGCGGUUGCUGAUUUGUGCUGGCUCUCCCCCUCCGUCUUUCUCUCUCUGUCUCUCCCACACACACUCUAUCGCCGAAAGAAAGAGGGCGUAGAUCCUAACGCCGAAAGUGGCGUACUGGAAUUCUACAUGUCACGCCCCAAAGGUGGUGUUGGUUGGCACAUGGAGGUAACACGGAACCGGGACGAGCUGAGCUUUAUGUCAUGACACUCACGGUGACACCGAAAACUACGGUUCCGGUCUCGAAGCUGCUGUCAUGUUUCCGCGGAGGGGGAAGAGGGAAGAAGUAAAGGUAAGUCGUGUAUAAAUAUGUGGUCAAAAGGCUGAUGAAUCUCGUCCUCUUCAUGCUGGUCCUAUACUGCCACCAAUUCCCUCCGACAAAGCACACCUAUUAUUACCAGAAUAACAGUGUUUCCCCCUCUCGUUUAUCACUCUCUCCCACUCGCAAGCAAGCCAUCAUGGUUGGGCACGGUCGAUACACCACCGAAAAGGUGACGUAUCCAUCCCACGGCGAGAUCGUCGCCGGCGUCCUCUUCCGCCCGACAAACGUAUCCAACCCGCCAGGCGUCGUCGUCAUCGGGCCCUACUCGUUCAUCAAGGAGCAGGCGCCGCUGCAGUACGCGACGCGGCUCGCCGACGAGGGCUACGCGGCGCUCAUUUUCGACCCGCGCACCGUGGGCGAGAGCUCGGGCACGCCGCGCCGCCUCGAGAACCCGGUGAUGAAGAACGAGGACGCCGUCGCGGGGCUCGACUACCUCGUCGGCCGCGGCGACGUGGACGCGUCGAGGCUCUUCCUCGUGGGCAUCUGCCAGGGCGGGCCCGAGUCCCUCGACAUCGCCUCGUACGACGACCGCGUCAGGGGCGUCGCCUCGGUGAGCGGCUACUUCCGCGACCACGAGACGGACAUUUACAUGAUCUGCGCGGGGUGCGUCGCCUGGGAGCCCGGCGCGGACAUUGCGUCGAUGAAGAUGCCCACGCCGGAGCAAGGCGAGGCGCUGUACAAGGCACGCCUGGAGCGCGCCAAAAGAGCCCGCGAGCUAUACGACAAGACGGGCGAGGUCGUCUACCAGCCGCUCGUCGAUCCCCAAGUCGCGGACCCCACGACGGGGUCGCUCGCCGGGCUGCCGGGCCCCGUCGUGUGGUCGUGGUACGGGCCGUGGACGCUCAGGAACUUUGAGAACCGCUACGCCGUCAUGAGCGACCUGGAUCACUUCGGCUACACCACCGUGCCGGGCGUGGCCAAGCUGGACAAGCCGGCGCUCGUCAUUCACGGCGACAACUGCAUGAAUGGCCCCGCGGCGAGGCGGCACUUCGAGUCCAUCCCCACCAAGCACAAGAAGCUCAUCUGGGACAACGACGUGUCGCACUUUCAGCACUACGAUCAGCCGGACGCGAUUGAUCGGAACAUUGGCGAGAUUGCGGCUUGGUUCCAGCAGCACGGGGAGACAGUGGCGUGAGUCCGUCCGUGAGUCCGUGGCUUCGUGGCUCGCUCGCAGGGGGGGCAGACGUGAUGAUGAUGAUGAUGCUGCUGCUUCCUUUUUGCUGAGGGAUGAAAGGAACUGUAAUACCGAGAGUUUCUCGAUACGCUCGCUUAGAUGACAUGAAUCAGCACCCUCUUUU